Molecule: messenger RNA, 2001 nt
Organism: Phytophthora infestans T30-4
Lineage: Eukaryota; Oomycota; Peronosporomycetes; Peronosporales; Peronosporaceae
Exons: 1
Coding region: 1-2001 (666 amino acids)
Molecular function (GO): metal ion binding
Source: RefSeq, a predicted model, not a curated record
AUGGUUAAUUACGGGUCUUUAUAUCGACCGCGGCAUCGACAGCACAAGGCGUCGUCCGCAUCAUCGCGCCCAAGCGAAACGCCGUCCACCGCGUCGUCCACCAAUGCGCAGGACACGCAGCAAUGGGCGAGCAGCAGCGGGCGCUUCAACUUUAGCGCCGCUGGCACCGCUGACAGUAUCACACCGGACGCGUACUUGAACUUUAAUGACCAGCAACAGGACGCGCUACUUUUGGACGCACGUGCUAAUGCCGCCGCAUUGUUGGUAGAUGCUGUGGCGGACGCCGACAAGUGGCAGUUCGUCACGGCGCGCGGUUCGCUCAACAUCUACGAGCUACGCGCAGACUCGAUGGACCGCGUGUCCAGCAUGAUGCCUGCGGAUCCGGCGCAGCUCCCAUAUAACAUGCACACCAUGCUGGCCACGACGCGUGUACGCGCCACUCUGGACGACUUUAUGCGUCUGAUGGCGUCCCCCAAGCGGGACACAUACCAGAAUGUCCAGGCGGCGCUGUUCGAGGAGCGCGUACAAAUGGCAGACGUGUUCACGAGCUUCGGCAGUCUCCCAAGUGGACGCGCCAGUCGCACCUCAUCCACAUCAUCGUCCAUCAGCUCCAGUUCGCGCUCGCAAAGCGGAGCGGAGACAGAGCAGUACGCAGUGAAAUACGUGUCCAUCAAGGGGCGCGCUCCUCGUGCCGAUUCCGGCGCGUCGCUGAACGCAAGCGCAGCAUCUACCUCGCUCAAAUUCGGCGGCAAGAACCGGCACCGCGAAAGACAAGCUGCCAGGCUGUACACUAGCAAGAAACACAAGGGCGGCGAGAACGCGCAGGAGUUGGGACUCACCAUGUGUCUGGCCGAGUACUCGACCAUCCGUCGCGCGCAGAUCCGCGGCCCCAUGGCUCACAACCAGGCACAGGACUUUGAGGAUCAGCGGGUUGGGAUCAUCUCGCACCACUCGAUCGAAGACCCUGCGGUCACGAGAUACUGCAAACCGAUCGUGACGUCCUCGCAGGCCAAAGCCAAGUCGUCAUCUCCUGAACCGGCCAACUUUGGCAUGACAGCCCGAGCGCUCGUCCAAUUCUCGGGUAUUGUAGUGUACCCGAUUGCCUCGUCCAUCGCGGGCGAUAACGUACUUGAAGUGCUUAUCAAGUUUAGCUGCUACGACGCCAACGGCGUGACGACGACGCGACGAAUGAACAUGUUGUCGUACUUGACGGCAUUCCAGCAGCUGAACACGGCGCUACUGGUCAUGAGACUACGUGAGUCUCCCUACUUGACGUCCGAGAACUGGGUCAAGUCUAGGAAGAGCUGCUGUGUGUGUCAAGGCAAAUUCUCCAUGUCGAGGAGGAAACAUCACUGCCGUCUGUGUGGCGACGUCGCGUGCUCCAAAUGCUCGGAGAUCCACCAGAUCAAACUGGGCAAAGCUGGUAAAUGUCCGUUCCGCAUCUGUAUCAACUGUGAACAGGGCGUGGACGACAACCAGCGACACAGCAGGGGCCAGACAGCGGCAACGCAACCACCCAGGACGCCCGUGAACGGCAUCAACGCGCUUCGUCGUCGUCUUGGCAGUGGCAAUGCUACGCCACGCAGUCCUGAGGAAGACGACGAGUACAGUCGCCCACCGUCGACGAACUCAAGCAGCGGAGACAGCUCUGACUUUUACGACUCGCGUAGUCUGCUGUCGUCCCAUGCGUCAACCAACCCGGACCGAACUCUGUCGAAUAUGUCUGGAAGUACAGUGAGCAGCUUCAAUAGCAGUCGCGGCCUGGGCGCGUUCGGUAAGAGCGGCAGCUCCAAGACGUUGAGUAUCAGUGGCAGCAGCUUCGGUGGCAGCUUCUACAAGCCUAGCAACGCGAGCAACGCCACGACGAUAAGCAGUUCGCGUGGAAGUCGCUAUGAUUACGAGAGCGAGAACGACGUGGAAGGGAACGACAUUGAAGGCAAAGACGACAGCGACACGGAGAGAACCGUCGAAAUGUCGCGAGAAGUGGAGAAAGAGCUCUGA